AUGAAUAUAACUAUAGAAAAAGUUUAUGUUUUCUCUUCGAUUUUUUUCUUUAUAUUUUCAGCUACUCUCACUUCAUCCAGUAUUCUUGGCAGCUUUGAUAGCAAGUACCUUGGCCAGUUGAAUUCAUAUUUAGACCCAGUGUUUAAGACUACAGACCGCAGCAGGUUUGUGAGAUGUUGGCACGCCAAGACGGAUGGUUGGGUGGCAUCAACAUUUCACAGUAACUGUGAUGGAAAGGGUCCCACUGUAACCAUCGUCCAAGUUGGUAAUUACAUAUUUGGUGGAUACACUGACAAGUCUUGGGGUGGUAUGUAUCAUUUCAUAACAGCUUUAAUAGCACACAGAUUAUAGCAUAGGAUGCAUACUUUCUUUUUUAUACCUUCAUUUGCAUUGAUUACGCGAAUGUAUGACGGCAAGGGUCCCACUGCAAAUAUUGUUAUAAAACGUCUCAGCCUCAUAUAUUGGCGAAUGCGUUGAAAAUAUCAAGUAUUUUUCAGUAUCAUCUUUUUAAUUAAUUAAUUAAUGAGCUUAAUCGUCCAGUUAAUUUAGUGUAGCUAUAUCUAAAAAAUAUUUUGAAUCUAUCUUAAGCUUAGAUAACAUUGUUGAAACCCAGUUCAAAAUUCUGCCAUGAAUACAACACAUUUUUUACUAAAUUACCCAUAACGUUCACGUUAGCGUGAAAUCUACUUUAUGAUCACCGUUAAUUUUCAAAACAACAGGGAAGAGGACUUCAGAAAUAUGGAUUUUUUUGCAGUUUCGUGUUGAUGCCAAAUAUAAAAGCAUCAUGAUUGGCGAAAAAAAAAGCUUGAUAUGUAACCCCUUUCAAUGUCAUGGGGGUUUUCUAUGCCUUUUUUUUAACUCAUCCACAUACAGUUUACCAUGGAAAUUUUUUCUUGGAAACACCCUUCGCACUGACUUCUGACACCUAAUGUCUCUUGGGAAAACGUUUAUUUAUCACUGUCCAAUGUUGCCUGUUGCCAGUCUUGUUAAAUGUAUAUUGUAAAAAGGCAAUUAUGGUUCCCAAUAAGGGACAUCAGAUGAAGAAAGGUUUUUGUACACGCACUUCCACUUUUGUAACUGGCAGUGUUACUUAAUAACUUUUCAUGUAAUGUGGCAUUCAUUCGAUUUUUUUUAUUAGUCUUGGCCCAGUCCUAUUAAGUCAGUAUCAGUUAUCCGUGUCGUACACAGUUUAUGUUAUAGGAAACGUACAGUUCAUUCCAUAUGGUCUAUGGUCAGCUCUACACUACAGAGUAUCAGUGACGGAAAUGGUCUCUCUGGAACUAUUUUUUUUUAAACAUCGUUAGAUAAGGCCCUGUCCACAGGAAUCCGGAUAUUUUGAAAACGGAGCCAUUCUGUCCGUUCUUUUUAAAAAAGUGCGCAUGGAGACAUAGUGUAUACCAAUCAUUCCCGCCCGGGGGGGAUGGGGGUGAAGGUAUCUCCAAAAAAAUAGGUGGUUCAGUCCGCCUGCCAGUAUGACGUCACGCCUGCCAGUACGACGUCACGUCUCGCGUCAGUGAGUGUUCAUCGAAGAGCCGGAUAAAAUUUCCAAAUUCAUCACGGAGAUACAGUUCCGAUUUCUUGGAUUUGGAGAUUUUAAGGUUCCUGUUGUCAUAGAAAACUAGACUAAAGAACUUUUUUUAAUGAAACGUCCAGUGAAGUAAUGAAUUUUAAAGAUUUCUUUCUAUCGUCGAGCAAAUUUUACGGGCAAUCAUACCGACCGGCCACACUUUUGAGGGCCAGUGCACAGCAAGAUUGAGGAAUUUAGACACAGAAAUAGGAGGUUCAUCAAAGGAUGUACUAUACUUUACAUUGUACGUAUUUCCAGCUCUUCAGAGAUAGUGGAACCUAAUAUCAUUCCUUUUAAAGUUCGCUUACCUGUAGCGUUGAAAGAGGAGGCUAAAUGACAAAUAUUUGUGAGAGACUGUGAGCAUUGAAUCUUGUUUCUUUACCGCAUUUUAAUACUGUAUUGGGCAUACACGUGUAAUUCUUUAAUUAAAUCCCGAAAACCAAUAAAAGGUUUCGUUAAAUUAUUUUUAAAAAAUUCCCACUUUUCUUUUGUGGGGAUGCUCAUCAAGUCCAAGAUUAUAUCGGCGGAAGAGGCACCUUUGCCCUCAAGCGAGGGCAAAAAUGAAACAGUCCAAAGCUAGUUUUAUUUCAUAAAUGUUUUAGGGCACAGCGUGGAAGAAUUUCUUCCCUCCUUCCCAAAUGCGCGGGGCAGAAUUACGUGACGUGACAUGCUUUGCAUGACUCGACUGAAAGCUGGUUUGCCUGUGGCAGUUCGACGUUGUUUUCGUUCAUUGCUGUGGCGGCAAGUGAAAUUGUUACAGUUAUAAGUUCAAAUUCUUCAUUCAUUUCCUUCUGAAUGUCUUUCUAAGGAAUCGUCUGAGAAGUUCUAUGGGCUCUUAAACUAACACAGUCUCAGGUGGGUAUCGUUGGAUUAAAAAUUGUUCAUUCGUUAAAUCGCAUAAAUCGCUGCGUAAAAUUCAGAAAACGGAACAGAUUACUUGUGACUUUUGUUGUAUUUUUUACCGCUUUGUGGACUUUUUGACACUUAAGGUCAUUCCCCUGAAUUGCAUUGCGCAUCUGUACUGCGCAUAGGAUUGUAAUACUAGUCACGCAAUCUUUCAAGAUGGCUACCGUCGGCGUCGCGUCGGCACCAAGUCGAGAGAUAAAAAAGGUUUUUUUCUAAGUUCAAAAGAAAAGGGAAGACGAGAGAAGUUAAAAAAUAUUUGGACAAGGAAGUGUUGUAAUGUGAAAGGUGAUGGAGGCGUUAGCACAAAAAAGAAAUGCAUCGAAGACGGCAGCUGCAACUUUCGAGGCAGACGAGUAAUCGAGUUAGACGUCCUGGCCAGAGCCCUGGAUAGUGGUUGCAGAGCGUGUGGAAAAGCACUUCAGCUAUCAAACUGCCAUGAUGAGACUAUCUCUGGGUUGGGUAGUUUUUUGUAUAUUAUGUGCAGCGAUCCGGAAUGUGGAGAGGUAAAUGCGUGAACCACAAACAUCGCAUCGUGCCGCCGGUGCUGGUCGCGGCCGACCAAUUUUUCAUAAAAAGACCAAACUUGCCACAGGUAGGUAUAUUUAUUUGAUUAGCAGCUUUUAUCCGAACAUUUUUCCGAGCUUCAUCAUAAUUUAACAAUCAUAAUACCGUGUAAUAACUAACUUUUAAAUGUACAUGUACUGUGUUUAUGUGCAGGAAUGUUACACGCCGGUAUGUAAACGCACUGCUCACGUCGAUAAACCUUCCAGCCGUGGGACAAAACACUCUGAAGGCCAGAGAAAGAGAAGUUGGCGCAGCGAUUGAGACUGUUGCAAGGAAUUCAUGUUUAGAAGGAUUACAGGUGGAGAAAGAUUGUCGGAGGACCGUGGACACAGAGCAAGUUGUAAAAAUCGGGGUAUCGUACGACAUGAGUACGCAGAAGAGGGGAAAGGGCCACAAUACUUUGACAGGUUAGUCCUAUAAUAUACAUAAAGCUAAGAAAUAAUGGAGGCAUUUUUGCUUUGCUUGCAUGGCAUCCAUAUGUUUAUGUCUGUUUAUCCAUUUUAAAAUACAAUAUUUAACAAAUUCACAACGAUUUUUUCUUUUGCUAUAAUAACAAUAAUACCAAGAUAAUGAAAUAGCAGCUGUAGAAGUUAAAAUUAAUUAUUAUUUUUACCCUAGACGACAAAAUUUCCAUCCAACAGCAGUCAGGCAAUUUAACAUUUGAUUUCCUUUAACAAUAAUAUUAUUAUUAAAACCGAAUAUUGGAAGCAGGGUGCUUGUUCAAAUCAUCCUCAAAGACAGAGAAUGAGCUAAAUAAAAUACUAGCAUUAUUAAUCGACAACAAUGAGUCAUUCAUUUAAUUUAUAGAGGUAUUGACUUUUUGACUAAAGUAAAUAAAACGAGACUAUUUUUUUUCCUAGGAGAAGGGUCUAUGAUUGGGCUAUCUUCAGGCAAGGUGGUGGGCUAGCUACAGCGCAAGGACGAAGAGACGUGCAGUAUGUGAGGCAGCUAAGAGAAAUGGCAAGGAACCGAGGUCACAUGACUGUCGGAUGAACUGGACAGCUUCCACCAAGGUCCUCACAGAGAAAUUUAGCGGCAGGGCAAGAAUCACAAUUAACCAGAGAAUUCUUGAGAGCAUUUCCAGUUGCUUUGCAGACAAGUAAAAUGUAAAUCCCUAAUAUGGGAAUGUAAAUAAGAAAACGAUAAGUUAUGAUAUUUAUCUGUGCUUUUGCUGAAUUAAUUAUACAGUGUGUGAUGAGAAACUUAGCUAAACUUACCUGUAUAAACAUGUAUAUUCUUAGUUGACACAGACAAAAGGUAUCCGGAAGUCACCCGAAUUCGGCAUGCAGUAUCUCCUGGUCUCUUGUACGGGUCACCAAAAUUCCGAAAAUAAGCCCCGGGGCUUGUAUUUUUCAAAGGACCUUUUUGAGGGGCUUAUUUUAGGAGGGGCCUAUAUUCGGAGGGGCUUAUGUACGGAGGGAAAUUUGCGUUUCAAAAUCGAUUGGGCUAGCUUGUGGUGGGAAGGAAAUUUAACAUUUUUGCUUUGGUUUGCUUUGUAUUCGGGGGCAAAUUCCAAGUACAAGCCCCCCGGGGGGCUUAUAUUCAGAGGGGCAAUUUAACAGAGGGUUUUUGCAUUACGAUUUUGAGGGGCUUAUAUUUGGAGGGGCUUAUACAUGGAGGGGCUUAUUUUCGAAAUUUUACAGUAUUUCAUUAAGAAAGCCAUGCAAGUAUUAUGUAACAGGCAAAAUUUCUCGGAAAUUAUAAUUAAAGUGUCAUAUUAAAGUGUCAGAUUCAGUAUUGCUUGAUCUUUUUAUUGUACCAAAGUAACUUUAAUUUGGUUGCCAUGGCAACCAUUUUUCAUCAUUUUGUCCUCAAUCGGGAGCCCAGAUAAAGCAUCCCUUUAACCUGUCACUUACCAACCAAAAAUUAGAUCUAUACAAAUAAGUACAGUUAAAUUUACGAUGUUUUUUUCCUGGAAAGAGAAAUGGGCCUGCCCACCUGGGAACAGAAAAUGAUGGCAUAGCUUCCAAGCGAAUACCGGCACCCCCCUCUUUUUUUCGCUUGUUUGACUUUACAACCAAUAGGCUGCCUACACAAAAAGAAUGGACAAUUUCCUAUGUUCAGAAAAAAAGAUAUAAAGGAAAGUAUAAAGCCAAAACCCAUUUUUUCAAUUAAAUUAUGGUAACCAUGGUAACAAACUUAAGGGAAGUGCUUCCUCGACGUAUGCGUUUUCGUACCAAAAGCCUUUUGAAAGUGUUACUCUUGUCCAACUCUAAAUGUGUAUAACCUUAUUUCGCACAAUCAAUAGUAUUCUGAGUGUUAUCAGGCCUAAUUAUUGAUAUAGUCCAUGGUGCAAGGCAGCAAACCGGAAGUUUCGAAAAUUGCCUCAAAGGGGGUAUGUUUGAGCCCUCGCAGCUCGUAAACGAAUACCGGCACCCCCCUUUUUUAUUUUGAUUUUGAAGUCCCAGUAUGAUGAAUAGUUAAUAGACAAAAUUUGAGAAAAAAUCUAUGUUAAGUUCUAUUUCAGGGGAAUGACCUUAAUACUUUAACUCAGCUUUAUUUAAAAAACCUAUGCACAUUUCCGACCAAUAUUGUCUUAAGAAGUUACCGAAUAAUUAAAGGUUUGGCGCCUACCGUAAUUCGCAUUUGGUUGUGCUUAGGUCAGAGGUCACGUUUUUUCGCCCGGUUUUAGUGUAAUAUUUACAUUUGCUUGGCUUUGUCAGCGCUCGUGAUUUCAUUUACCCAAAAAUUUUAUUUCGCUAAUUUGAAGAAAAAAGAAUGCUCUUUCAGACUAAACAAGCCUUGGUGUUCAAGGCCAUGUACCAAUCCGCUUUUUGACGGUUGAUUAAGCGAUUUUGAGUCAACAACUUUGAAAAUUUCUUUAAUAAAAAUCUCUUGUUGACCAAAUCGCGAACUAAUCAGUUAAAAUUAUAGACGAAAGAUAGUAAAAAUACGAAGUGUCAUUAUAUUUUAGUGGCCAACUUUAUUUUAAAAUUUACGAGUUAGUGAAUAUGACUCUAAUUUCGCAUGAUUUUUGCCUCGGGAAGAAAAAAAUUGGUUAAAAAAAUAUUAUUCCGAGCGUAGCGACUUUAUAAUCUUGUCGCGCGCGAAGCGCGCGCGCACUCUGCUAACCGCGCGUGGUCUUAGCCAGCUGCGAAAUUCGAGGCUUCAUAAAUAAAUAAAUAAAUCUUUCUCUGAAUAUAUGCUUGGUAUCCGUCAAUGACGUCAUGGAGCUUUUUGCGUUUCCAGGCAACAUAGACUUGGCCACCGAUGACCAAGGCGCAUUUCGAUGUGUUUAUUCAUCGUCUGUGAAUCAAACUUUACCAUCGGUGAGUCACGAACAAUUUUCCAUGCAAAUGACACACAAGCACAACAAGUGACUCCAAAUCCUCGCCCUGGAAGAUUUUCCACCGAAACUCCUCUGGAGCGAGAACGCCGACUUCCAAUUCAGCGUGAACAACGAAGGAGAAGACGUAAACAAGAAACCGUGGAGCAGAAGGAACAUCGCUUAGCACAGCGAAGGCAACGCCGACAACAAGAGACAGAGGAACAGGAGAUUGGAAUCAGAGGCAUUAUGAUCGUUCACUGUCGAAAACCCAUCCCCGCCGAUAUAUGUAGAUCAAAGUCUGCAAAGUUUCAGCACUGUAUUACGGCCCGAACUAUAAUAAUUUUCCGGCGAACUGCGCCGGGCCAGAUUUGUUCUUUGUUUUUGUCUUUUUCUAAAUCCGGGGGCCGAAAUAAUGCUAAAUCUGCUUUUCAAUACACUGUUAACAAUAACACCACAUAAUACGCAAAAAACAAGAAGAAGAAAAGAAAGAACAAGGUAUGGACCUUUAAGACGAUAUUCGCGGUUAGUCAUCCAGUUCUUAACCCCGACCGGCAGGGCUUAACUUGAGUGCCGUUACCAAACCGAGUUUCGCGAGGCUUAUUGCGAGAUACGUAUUUCUAGUUCACUCGAUCGUACUUAAACCAACGAUUUUGUAACUAGGGCCCAUAGGGCCUCAUUCUGGCUGAGUUUGAGGCCAGGUCAUUUUUUGACUAUUUCCUCGUCUAGUUCCUCGUCUCGUCUAGUUCCUCGUCUCGUCUAUUUCCUCGUCUAGCGGAGCUGCUCUUAAAUUUGAGGAAAAUUAGCUCGAAGCGCGUAUUUCAAAGCUAUUUCGCAUUAUUUUGGGUUCAACGGGCCGAUCGAUGUAGAUAAUCGCUCGAACUUGGUGGAGAAUUAGGAGAUCAACAGAGGCCCACACUCGAAAGGAUUGAUAUGAAGUUAGGCCGGUUUAAUGAGCGAAAGGAUAGAUGUGUGAUCUGUGAGUGAAUGGAACCUCAUAUUCUGGAGACUAGGGCUUGCCUAUUUUAGAGCAAAAAAUGAUUUAGGUUUGGAUGAACUUGCCGGUCCCCAAAAAAGAUGGCGAUCCCGCAACACGGCCCGCAAAAGAAAUUAACAAAAUUGUACUACGGACACAAAAUAUCAAAACGGUUUACUGCAGCAGAUUACAGCAACACCAAAGCACACACACCUUCGAUCAAAUUAGCAAUAUAUAGCGAUAUUUGCUAGCUUCGUAAUUAGCUUUUCCUCGACCUCGCUCGUCCUAAUAACUGUGGUGUCCCUUGCUUAUUGCACAAGCGACCCGAGGCUCUUGCCCGUUACUAUGUGACGUCACACUGGCCGACCGAGUGGGUCAAGAAACGUAGGUGGAAAACAAUAGGGUCAAGUCCCCCCCGCCCACCUGUUCCCGCCCGUCCACAUGAAAACGCUAAAGGAAUGGUAGGAUAGAAUCCCUUACAGAGCAUGCCCUUGAUGACGUAUGACAUCAUCGCAUUAAAAGAAACCUCCGUUUUCGUCCGUCCACACGAAAACGAGAGCGGCGUUUUUCAACAAAAAUUCCACUUGAGACUGUUUUCAAAAACCUGCGCGUUUGGUGCUCGAAAAUGCCGUUUCAGUGUGCUUGUGGUCGAAAGGCUAGCAACGGAGAAAAAAUCUCAGUUUUCAAAAACAUCCGGGUAGAUGUGGAUAGGACCUGAGAGCAGCUCAGUGAAUAUUAUGUGCGGUUACACAUAACAACUUGGUAAAUGAUUAGUGUGAUAUAACUUAAGGUUAAAUUUCCACUACAUGUUGUUUGUAGGUUCAGAUAAUUUGACAAAGAAUAGCUUUCUUGCCCUGGGUAGCAAAAACUCUUGGUAAGUUAGUACCACGUUAAAAUGUUACGGGCACUUUCUUUGUUCUUUUUGACGUAUCCAUGGAUAAUUCCCAUCUAGCAUUUAUCUUGGCAAAGACCGGAAACUUGCACUGCACCAAUUUCCAGUAGUAAACGAUUUAUUUCUUUUUUUGUUAAACUAAAAUUAGUUCACCUGUUUAGAACUGUACAAGACAAAACCUUUAGAUAAAAAAGCCCGGGACACAAAUGUAAACUGUCAGGGAACGGCGGAAGACAAAGUGACCAGGAAAAUAAUUGAACAACUGUUCAAUUUUUUUAACCCUUUGCCGUCAGCCAAUGAUUGGGGAAAACCGCAUUUUUGACCAAAUCUUCCUUUUUGAACAGUUUUUUGGCCAGUUAGCAGUGAGUUAGUAUAGAAACUGGACUAAAAAAGAGAUUUCCAACACAAAUAAGAAUACAAUUUUCUGCUAAUUUGAUGUAACGAAGCAGCUUUCAAUAAAUGAAUUCACAUUACUAGUGUCAAAACAAGUGAAUAGAAAAAAGAAAACUUGCAAUAUACAUUCCCGUAUCUUGAACUGGUCAACUAGCCCAGGAGGAGGCCAUCUUGACUUCAGUAACUCUGGUUGUUCAUAUUGGUGGUAAAAACAAACUCGAACUAAGAAUCUGUUUGUGGCUUGUAUUACUGCAAGAUGAAAACUGAUAUUGUAUCGUUUCUCUUCUUAGUAGUGGUAGAGGGAUGAAGAUAAGCCCCGUUGGUGCCUAGCAAGUGCCUAGUCAUUGACUAAUCCUGCAUACUAAUUUGGCCUUCCUGCAUACUAAUUAAGUACCUAGUCAGUGUCUAGCUAGCUAGGUUUUUAGAGCGUUCCUCCAUACUAAAGAGGGCCUUCUUCCAUAUCUAAUGAGCGUCUCCCUUAUACAAUAGGAACAAUAGGCUUGCCUAUACUUGCCGGGUAAGUAACCUUAGCUCGGUUUAAACGUCUAUGAAAAAAGUAGGAAUAAGAGGAGCGAAAGAGCACUUAGGGCUAUAUAUUGUGAUAAACAUUCGUCCUAUGGUCAAUUACUAUCCUUUGCCGGGCUAUCUACUCUAAAUAACCGGCGACUACAGGACAUAGCUAUUCUCAUGUACAAAGUUAAAAACAUGUGCCCAACGUACAUUAGCACUCUAUUUGAACACCCUGCAAUUAAGUAUAAACUGCGUAAUCAUGACUUCACUAUACCCAGAUUCAACACAGUCUCCUUUUGAAAGCACUCGCUCAGGUAUAUGGGCCCAAAGGUAUGGAGUUAUGUCCCUAGUAACGUGAAAAAAGCUUCCACGUUGUCCUGCUUCAAAUAUAACAUGAUCAGAAAAGUGGAUCUUAGUAUGCUAUUAGUUGACAAUAACUGUUCUAACUGCUCUCUUUGUAUUUCUUAAUUUAUUAUAUCAACAGAUGGAUAAAUUUGUACAUAUAUAAUUCUCCCGAAUGUCUUAUUUGCAUAUACUGAAUAUAGAUUUUCUUAAUUUCUUAAUUCUACAUUGUUUUUUUUUUCAUUUUUAAUUAACUAAUUUAUUAAUUGAUUCUUUUUAACUUAUUUCAAUUCAGUGUCCCACUUAGUGGUUCUACACCGCUAUUACAGUUUGACACUUAAAUAAAGGUAUCAUCAUUAUUAUCGUGACUAGGCACUUAAUUAGUAUGCAGGAAGGCCAAUUAGUAUGCACGAUUAGGCAAUGACUAGGCACUUGCUAGGCCUUUACUAGGCACCAACGGGGCUUAUCUUCAUCCCUCUACCACUACUCUUCUUACAUAUUAUAGCGUUCAUAUGUUAGCUUGCACCUACUUGAGGGCAUUGUGAUUAUUUUUCUCUGGUUCUUAGUCGGUAAAGUUUUGACUGUAAUCUAAAUUUUACUUGUAUUUUCCACAGGUCCUUGUCGUUAUGUCUAUUCAAAUAAAUCGUUCCUGUUCUCGUUAUAUAACAUCAAAGGCUACGCUCCGGUUAAGGUGAACAUCAAGUCUAGUCAAUACAGUACCGCUAUUUACGCAUGUUCCAGUUACGGGCCAACCUUUGGUGGACACGACCUGCACAUAUCAAAUAAUGCUGCAAGCAACAGCUAUUCCUACACCUACUGUGGCCACACCUACCCCCUCCCCACUGGGUACUCUGCUUCUAGUUGGUACUGUCGAUUUUAUGGAGGUGGAUCCAGUGCUUACUUCACUCUCACUGAUGUUGAAGUGUUCUACCAGACAACAAAUUAG
This is a messenger RNA of Porites lobata, 10361 nucleotides long. NCBI's taxonomy places the organism in Eukaryota, Metazoa, Cnidaria, Anthozoa, Scleractinia, Poritidae. The record is from the annotation of a GenBank genome assembly.